Molecule: messenger RNA, 1730 nt
Organism: Oncorhynchus tshawytscha (Chinook salmon)
Lineage: Eukaryota; Metazoa; Chordata; Actinopteri; Salmoniformes; Salmonidae
Exons: 6
Coding region: 335-925 (196 amino acids)
Cellular component (GO): NURF complex; MLL1 complex
Source: RefSeq, a predicted model, not a curated record
CCAAUCAGCAUUUGGGAUUUAUUAGCGCACGUUAAAUCUUGCGUUUGUCCACAUUGGCAUUUGUGUACGUCAUUUAUUUUUAGCUACACAUUUCUGAUUAUUGCAACAACAACAAAAUAUCCGUUUUAACACAAUUCACAGGCUCACUGAAAACAAUUGAGGACUGCAGACAAAAAUAUAAAUAUUGUAAGACGUGGACGAAGUUGGUAUUUGUAUUAACAGCUGAGCCUGCAGUGCAAGCAGGCUAACUAACCUGAAGCGUAGCUAGCUAGCUUCUCUAAACGGCGUUAUUUACAGGAAAAUCUGCAUCUGUUCAGCAACUACAAAAAGAAAAAUGACUUCAGCCUCAACGAAGGUUGGGGAGAUCUUCUCAGCAGCAGGAGCUGCUUUCACCAAGUUAGGGGAGCUGACCAUGCAACUGCACCCCGUAGCUGACUCCAGUCCCGCAGGAGCUAAGUGGACGGACACUGAGAUUGGGCAGCUGAGAUCGGCCGUGGUGAGGUUUGGUGAUGACCUGAACUCCCUCAGCGCUGUCAUCAAGGAACGCACCGUGGUCCAGAUUAAAAGUACAGUGAAGAGGAAGCUCUAUGACGAGACUGGGAUGCCCAUUUCCACCGACUCCCCAAAAAAGACCGCCAAGAAGACUGCUGUUACCAUGGCCACCACGGCAACCCCAACUGUCAUUGCUGUGCCGACCUCACAGGUUGUCAUGAAGGCAGGUGUCCAGGGAAAUGUGACUCUGGCCAUUCCCACCAUGAAGAAACAAAAGUCUGCAGCAGAUGUGACUCUGAGUGCUCUGAAUGACUCUGACGUCAACUCUGACCUGGUAGACAUAGAGGGACUGGGAGAGGGAUCCAACUCCAAGAAACUCAACUUCGAUCAGGACAACCUGAACCUCGACUCCAGCUUCAUUAUGAACUCGUGACCUGCCGCUCCUCUCUCGUUGACCAAGAUGUUUUCAUUAGCACCCUAUUUCCUACACAUAGUGCACUAUUUUUGACUGGAGCCUUAUGGACCCUGGUCAAAUGUAAUCCACUAAAUAGGGAUUAGAGUGCAAUUUGAGACGCAGCCCCGACAUCUCUAUGGACAACAGCCGAGAUCCUUCAGAUUUGAUUUGGCGGAUCUCUAUGGGUGCAUCUGAAAUGGCAUCUUAUUCCCUGCUUUUUUAGCCAAGGCCUAUGAGGGGUGCAAAUUUCUCUUGCAUGAGGAAUGUGUUGGAUGUAAAUAAUGUUUUUAUUUAUUUAUUCAUACAUGAUUGAUUUGUACUACACAAAAAGCUCAUGUGCAGAGAUGCAUGGCCAAGGACUACAGUGUGUAGAUUUUGCCAUCUUGGUUUAUGUCAACUAUAUGUGGGGUAGGUGGCCCUGCAAAUUCCCAUUUGACAAUGCUGCAACUGCAAACUGUUGUUUCCGGAAUCAUGUACUUGUGAACCCAGUGUUGAGCUCACCAGCAAAUUAAACUGGUAUUUGAAAAGCAUACUGGAUAAUAUAGAUGAACACAAUUGUAUCAAAAGGACAGGAAUUAGUUUAGUGCUGUUUUCUGUUUGAAACAGUGGAUUAUCUUAUUGUUCAAAACAUGACCCAUGUAAUUUUGGGGGGAAAUAUUUCUCGGUAAGUUACUGACAAACAUUUGUAGUUUUAUAUAGAGGCUUACUCUAAAGACAAUCAAAUUACCUGUGCGAUUUGCUGAAUUAUGUUGAAUAAAUUGACAAAUUACCAACUAGAAUUUUA